This is a messenger RNA of Ochotona curzoniae (black-lipped pika), 1370 nucleotides long. It is a transcript of the gene MREG, whose product is annotated as melanoregulin. The record is from RefSeq and is a predicted model, not a curated record. NCBI's taxonomy places the organism in Eukaryota, Metazoa, Chordata, Mammalia, Lagomorpha, Ochotonidae. Gene Ontology annotation, biological process: melanocyte differentiation; melanosome transport. The transcript is spliced from 5 exons. The coding region runs from base 1 to 648 and encodes 215 amino acids. Gene Ontology annotation, cellular component: melanosome.
AUGGGGCUGAGCGGCUGGCUGAGGAGCGUGUGCUGCUGCUGCUGCCCGUGCCAGUGCCCGGAGGAGCCCGCCCUGCCCGAGAAGGAGCCCCUGAUCCGUGGCAACAAUCCGUAUUCUUCAUUUGGAACAACUUUAGCAAGGGAUGAUGAGAAGAACUUGUGGAGUCUGCCUCAUGACGCAUCGCACACAGAGGCUGACGACGACAGAAUCCUGUACAACUUGAUAGUCAUUCGUAAUCAGCAGGUCAAGGACUCCGAGGAGUGGCAGAAACUCAACUAUGACAUCUAUUCCUUGCGGCAGAUUCGAAGGGAAGUGAGAAACAGGUGGAAACGCAUUUUAGAAGACUUGGGUUUUCAAAAGGAAGCAGACUCUCUGUUGUCUGUGACCAAACUCAGCACCCUCAGUGAUUCCAAAAACACCAGGAAGGCUCGAGAGAUGCUGUUAAAACUGGCUGAAGAGACCAACAUUUUCCCAACCAGUUGGGAACUCUCAGAAAGAUACCUCUUUGUUGUGGAUCGUCUCAUUACUCUUGAUGCUGCAGAAGAAUUCUUUAAAAUUGCCAGUCAGGCUUACCCCAAGAAGCCUGGGGUCCCUUGCCUGGCAGAUGGCCGGAAAGGAAUGCACUAUUGUCCAUUUCCAAGUCCCUAAAGGAAUGCUCAGAGGAAGAAUGGCAGUUCUUCCAUUGCGAUUCAACAGCCAUACAAAUGGGACAACUGUGUUGAAGAGAGUGAACAAGGACAGGGCUGGCUAAGUGAAAAAUGCUUCUGAAUCCUGCAAAUGUGCGAGGCCUUCCUGAAGACCCUACUCCGUGAAACGCUCUGGUUACACUGUGGCCUGGCAGACUUACAUCUAACAGGCAAGCUGGGCAAUGAGAUUGUUCAUUACAGAUGUGGAAGUUCCAAAAGUCCAUUGUCCCAGUUGGAAUUGUGCAAUAGGCUCCAAUAAUUAAUCCUGUUGGGAAAGUGGGUUGUUCUAAUUAAUAAUAAAAUAGGAUCAAUUGAACCCAACAUAGGCUACCAAUUUUAAAAUGAUUGUGAAAUAUGGACCAAUCCCCAGCAACAGCCGUCAUAUAACCUCUGAUUGGGAGAACCCUGGAAUGUGUCACGGUAUCACUUUUAGUAUCAGCUGUAAUGAUUCAGAAGCAGAGGUAGCAGAGAAUGGCAACGUCUACACAUACUGCUUGGAUGUGAAUUUCAAGUAGGACUCCUCAGUGGAGCUGCUUGAGGCUGCCUGUAAGACAUUCUGUCUUCAUCCUGGUACAUACAUUGUAAAUUCCCCAUGCUAUUAAUGUCUAGUUACCUCAUUUUUGCACAUUAUCCAUUUCUGGUCUGAAAGCCCUUCAGAUUUUAUCUGGGAUAACAUCUACAAAU